AUGACGCGGGCCUUCGGGUGCUACAUCAUGGAGUCGGAGGAGGCGAAGGCGCUGCGCGCGUCGGCGACGGAGACGGAGGGCGCGCUGGAGUCCGCGCGCAACUCCAUGACGCUCGGCGCGACCUUCGACGGCGCCUUCGAGGAGCUCUCGUCCGUCGCCCUGCGGAGCCGCAUGCGCGUCGACGGCGACGAGACCGCGCGCAAGGCCUGCUACGACGGCCUGCGGUCCAUCGGGAGCUUCGUCGUCGAGCACGGCUUCGUCGAGUUGGUGAAAAAAAGGAACGCCAUGGCGAAGGCGCUGGGCUACGUCGACUACUACGACUACAAGGUCACGCAGGCCGAGGGCUUCGGCAAGGCCCAGCUCUUCGGCAUGCUCGACGAGCUCGAGAGGGCCUCGCGCCCGAUCAUGGAGGCCGCGCGGGAGACGCUCGCGGCGGACAAGGGCGCGGACGCGCUCGAGCCCUGGAAUCGCGGGUUCGCCAUGGCCGGCGACAUCACGCGGAAACUGGACCCCUACUUCCCCUUCGAGAAGGCCGUCGAGGUCUGGGGCCGGUCCUUCGCGGCCAUGAAAAUUACGUACAAAGGCGCGAGCAUGGACCUGGACCUGCUCGAUCGCAAGGGCAAGUACAGCAACGGCUUCUGCCACUGGCCCCAGCCGGCCUGGCGGCGGUCCGACGGGUCCUGGCAGCCGGCCGUGACCCACUUCACGUCCCUGGCGGAUCCCUCCGCGGUGGGCUCGGGCAUGACGGGGCUCGUCACUUUGAUGCACGAGGCGGGCCACGCGGCCCACUUCGCGAACACGGACGUGCGGUCCCCCCUGUUCAGCCAGGAAAGGGCCCCCACGUCCGUGCCCUACGCGGAGCUCCAGUCCAUGUUCCUCGACAGCCUGGUCGGCGACGCGGCGUGGCGCGGUACCUACGCGAAGUCGCGCGGCGGCGACGUCGUGCCCUGGGCGCUCCUCGAGGAGGACCUGACGGCGACGCACCCCUACAAGGUGCUGGCGCUGCGGAGCAUGCUCUCCGUGCCCUACUUCGAGAAGGCGCUCUAUGAGAUGGCCGACGAGGACCUCACGGCCGCGAGCGUCGCCGCGCUGGCCGACGCCGUCGAGGAGGACAUCGAGGGCGGCCUCGGGCCCCGGCCCCUGCUCUCCGUGCCCCACCUGCUGAGCGACGAGGCGUCGUGCUACUACCACGGCUACGUGUUGGCCGAGAUGGCCGUCCACCAGACGCGCGCCUUCGUCGAGAAGCGCGACGGGUUCCUCGUCGACAACCCGAAGAUCGGCCCGACGCUGACGGACGCGUUCUGGAGGCCCGGCAACACGGAGCCCUUCCUCGACCUCGUGGAGCAGUGCACGGGCGCGCCGCUGUCCGGCGACGCGUGGGUCGCGGCGCUCGGCGUGCCCCUCGACGAGCUCCUCGCGUCCGAGAAGGCGGCCUACGACGCCGCCGUCGCCGCCGCGUCCGCCGCGUCGACGGACGUGGACCUGGACAUGCGCGUGCGCAUCGUCGACGGCGACGCGGUCCUCGCGGACACGGCCGGCUCGAGCUUCCUCGAGGCCUGCGCCGCGUUCGAGAGCUACGUCACGGAGAAGUACCCGGCGCCGAAAUAA
Molecule: messenger RNA, 1608 nt
Organism: Aureococcus anophagefferens
Lineage: Eukaryota; Pelagophyceae; Pelagomonadales; Pelagomonadaceae
Exons: 1
Coding region: 1-1608 (535 amino acids)
Biological process (GO): proteolysis; peptide metabolic process
Molecular function (GO): metalloendopeptidase activity
Source: RefSeq, a predicted model, not a curated record